Messenger RNA from Micromonas commoda, 2151 nucleotides. RefSeq lists its product with no specific name. NCBI's taxonomy places the organism in Eukaryota, Viridiplantae, Chlorophyta, Mamiellophyceae, Mamiellales, Mamiellaceae. The record is from RefSeq and is a predicted model, not a curated record. The coding region runs from base 1 to 2151 and encodes 716 amino acids. The transcript has 4 exons.
AUGCGCGCGGGGGCACUGCUCGCGCUGCUGCUGGCGUCCGCGGCCGACGUCGCCGCGGGGGUUCGCGCCCCCGGCGGCGUUCACCCCGCGUGGCAUCCCGCGGUCCUUCAUCCCGGGUCGUCCGUCCCGGCCGCCGGAUCUCCCGAGCGCGAUCGCCCCGCCGACGCUCCCGCGACCGCGACGGACGACGACGGGGCUCCGUCCCCCGCGUCGAUGCCCGGGCGGUAUCCCACCGCGGGCUACUCCCCGCACAACGGCAGUUCCGCGGCGUUGCGCACCAGGGAGCUUCCCGGAUGCUCGCUGCACGUGUUUCGACACGUGAGCAAGGCGGCGGGUACCACCGUCCGCUUCAUCUUCGACAAGCAGGUGGCCAUGGGGGACUUUGAGUUUCUCCCGAUGUGCCACUACGGCUUCAGGGAGAAGGAUUGGCGAGAGGUGGUGAAGCGGUUCAAGGACGCCGCCGUGGAUCCGGCGAGGAUCGAGUCGGGCGAGGGCCCGCGAAUCAUCGUGGAGAUUCGAAACGAGUGGGGCGCCACGCGGGCGUUCGAGGACGUCGUGAUGAGAGACCUUCGCGAACUCCGAGCCACGCACUCGCACCUCGGGUGCGAGAUAUCCUCAUCCAUGCUCUUCCGCGACCCGACGGCGCAGUACCGCAGCUUCUACGAGUAUUACAUCAGGAAGGAGCAGGAGAAGCCAAACGGGCCGGACCAGGGCGCCGCCGCGUGGGGCGACUCGUUCGCGCAGUGGGCGCGCGCCGUCCCGGACCUGCAGCUUCGCGAGGCGCUCGGCGACAGGUGCGUCCCGGCGCUGCGAAUGCCAAUCUUUCACACGGAUCCCGCCACUGGCGAGAGAAAGAGCGAGCGGAUCCUGGACGAGGCGUGCAAGGUGACGCUCGGGGACAGGGCUCGGUUCGAACGGAUCGUUAAAGACGUGGACGUCGUCGGGGUGGCGUCGGAGUUUGACGCGUUUUGGCUCGCGCUCGCCGACGUCGUCGGGUUUCAGCACCUCGAGUACGUGAGGUCAAACACCAAAGAACGCCACGGCGCGGGUCGGAGGACGCUGGCUGCUGACGUGGAUGCUGGCGUGGAUGCUGACGUGGAUGCUGGCGGCACGGACGUCGGCACGGACGAUGACGACGACGCGGCGGUGGUGGCGGCGACGGCUCCCAACGACGUGUGGGCGCACGAUUUGGUGCGGCGGACGCAAGCCGCGACGUGGGCGGGGUGCGACGAUGGGGAUCCCACAGCUGGCGCAAUCGGUGCAGGGUCCUCGGCGGGCGUGGGCGGGUUGGGCGAGGGGAGGGGCACGACGGGGAGGGAGGAUGGCGGGUACGGGUGCGAGCUGAGGCGUCGCGUGAAUGCGCUGCGCGCCGCGUCCGUGGAGGCGAAGGACGGGCGGACGAGGGUCGGCGGGUCGCCCCCGCUCUCUGUGUACAUGUUCGCGCGGGCAAACCCCGGACGGGACGACAAUCCGGUCCGCGCCGAGCACCGCGCGCGGCCGGGUUUCUACACGUCCGAGCCCAUCUGCAAGGGAUUCGGCACGGAUUUGUCGGCGCUGGUGAGAAAAGACGACGCGAGGUACAAAGGGGUCAACCAGGGUUCCGAGGCAUCAAGGACUUUGUUUCCCGAAUCUGAUCUCGUUCCUAACGAAAGUCAGUCAGCUCCGCCGCGGAAUGGCGUAUCAGAUUUUGCCGCUCUCCCCUCCUUUCUCCGGAUUUUUCUUCACUUCUGCGCUUUUUUGCUGGGGUCCAGUCCCCCGUCGGUCGUAUCGCGAGACGCCGCGAGCGUCCCAGCGAGCGUCUCCCGAGGUCCAUACUCGGGAGGACCUCGCCGUGCUAUGGAGGGUGCGCAUGACCUCCUAAAUGAUUUUCAGGGAGAAGCGAAGCUAAAUGGGAUGGGUCUAUUCACCGGCAUCGGCGGCAUCGAGUUAUCGCUCAAGAGAUGGAUCCACUGGAUCAUGUACUGCGAGAUCGACACCUUUUGCGUUGAGGUUCUCAAAGGUGAGAUAAGUCUUCCGUCUCCGACGUUCCGCGCCCCGCCGCGGCCUGUCGAACCCCCCCGAAAUCUUCACGCGGCACCUUCGGCGAGACCGAGUACUCGGACAAAUCGUACCCAGCCCCGGGUCCGGUCCAACGCUCCGUCCCCCGGCUGA